Carica papaya (papaya) is the source of this 1174-nucleotide messenger RNA. RefSeq names its product Sec14p-like phosphatidylinositol transfer family protein. Lineage: Eukaryota; Viridiplantae; Streptophyta; Magnoliopsida; Brassicales; Caricaceae. The record is from RefSeq and is a predicted model, not a curated record.
UGUAUUAAUUUUCUUGGUUUAGUUUAAAUUAGUUUUGUCCUCUUGGCACAUCUUCUAAUUCUCUUUGUCAAUACUUAAAUACUCUCUCUUCAGUCUUGUAUUCUUCUUGGAGUUUUAAAGCUUUCAACCCCCUUUUUCUCUGGUCUAAAAUUGAACCAAAUCACCUUUUCUGGACCUUGUAAGUUCCAAGGCAGCUUCCUCAUGGAAACAAACAAGGAAGUUGCCCUGACCCAGAUGAGGAAAUCAGUACAGAAGCUUGGUUCUUCCGCAGAGGAAUAUGGGGAUCCAACACUUAUGAGGUUCUUGAUUGCAAGAUCAAUGGACCCAGAAAAGGCAGCCAAGAUGUUUGUUCAAUGGCACAAGUGGAGAUCUGCAAUGGUUCCAAAUGGGUUGAUUCCAGAAUCUGAAGUAGCCGAUGAAUUGGAAUGGAGAAAGAUAUUUCUGCAGGGUUUAUCAAGAGAUGGAUACUCGAUUGUGAUUUGUAAAGCAAGCAGACAUUUUCCUGCAAAAGAUCAUCUCCAAUUCAAGAAAUUUGUGGUUCAUCUGCUGGACAAAACACUUGCAAGCUCCUUUAAAGGAAGAGAAAUAGGAAAUGAAAAAUUGAUUGGCAUUCUUGAUCUGCAGCAUAUAACAUAUAAGAACAUUGAUGCACGUGGAUUAAUUACUGGGUUUCAAUUUUUACAGGCUUACUAUCCUGAACGCCUAGCAAAAUGCUUUCUUUUGCAUAUGCCAAGAUUUUUUGUUAGUGUUUGGAAGAUGGUUUCUCGAUUUCUUGAGAAGGCAACACAAGAAAAGAUUGUGAUUGUCACCAGUGAAGAAGAAAUGAAGGAAUUUAUAGAAGAAAUUGGCGAGGAAACCUUGCCGGAAGAGUAUGGUGGCCGGGCAAAACUCAUAGCUCUUCAAGAUGCUGUUGUGACCGAAUUUGAAGGUUAAUGUCAGAACAUGAGCAGUCACCCGAAUUGCAGCAGUUGGAAGGUUGAAUCUUCCAAAACAACGGAAUUUGCAGUAGCCGGAUUGAAUACCUAAUCUCAUAGAACCAGACUAUAUGCUUAUAUGAAUAGUAACUGAGAUUGAGUAAUAAUGUUGAUUGAUAUACAUACUAACACUUGGCUCUUAUAUAUAUAUAUAUAUAUAUAUAUAUUAUCUAUACAAUCAUUUUCAUAUGUAUGCGGCA